This is a messenger RNA of Rubroshorea leprosula, 1878 nucleotides long. Lineage: Eukaryota; Viridiplantae; Streptophyta; Magnoliopsida; Malvales; Dipterocarpaceae. The record is from the annotation of a GenBank genome assembly.
CACUGCAAUGGGAAAGGCUAGAGCUUGAACUAUUUGCCUCGAUCGAAUUCAGCGAUCCACUCUGUUUCUUCUUCUUCUCCUCUCGUCGAAUUGAUCACAGACCCUCCAGAGGAAAAUGAGUUAUAUGGAUUCAAAAUGUCCCAGCAUGGCCUAGUUGGGUCUGAAUCUGAUUCACAGAGAACCCUAUACCCAUAUGUGACCGUGACAUCAGUGGUGGCUUUGAAGUACAAAGAUGGGAUUCUGAUGGCUGCUGAUAUGGGAGUAUGUAAUUGGAGGAGUAGAAAUUUGGAUCUUUUAUGAUGGUUGUUCAUUUCAAAGAUGGAAUCUUAACUUUACAUCCUAGUUGGUCUCUUCAGUUCGAUUGUAAUGUUUUUGAGAUUAUCACUUUUUUCUUUCAAUAUUCAAUCAUUUGUUGAGUGCCAUCUAAAUCUUGUUACUGUUUGUUUUGACCUUGCUGAUUAUAAGCUCUGUGGAUUUAGCAUCCCAAGUUGUGUGAAAAUGCCACCGUAGUUCAAGUUGUGUGAAUAAGCUUGCUAAUAAUUGCUAGUUUUUAUUCCUUAAUCAGUUUUUACUAGGAGAUAUAAUGUCAAAGAACAAUGAUUGAGGUGAUGCUUAAUUGUCAUUAUGUCCCUAAAUAACCAGUCUAGGUUUUAUAUUGGAAGAUAGAAUGUGCUUAUGUUGUAUGUCUCUAAUGUGUUCAUCAAGCAAAGAAGUUGAGACUAGCAGGUUGAGAAAAACAAUCUUUUCUUUAUCGACUCAGCCAGCUGCAACCUCAACUCGAGCUCCAACAGUUGGCACUUGCGUGGUUCAAGCUGUGAGGCCACCUACUGAGCUCAUCAGGAAAAGAGUUGAGGAUGAGUCUGCAGCUCAGAAGAGGCGCAGGUUGGAGGAGCAGCAACAGCAGGAGGCUCCUCAGUUUGUACCUCGUCCUCCCCCGGUGGUUGUUGAUCUUGCUGUUAGGGAGGUUGGUGUUGUUAACACAUGCGAGGGGAAAAAGCUCCACAACUGGAGUCCGGUAUCCAGAGGGUUAUAGCUUCGCAACCUCUUCCAGCAGAACAGCUGCAAGGCAUUUCAUUGAAGCCACAUUUCCCGAAAUGGAUCUAAUUCGGGCAAGGGACGAGGUAGAUCUCCAUGGAGGAGAUGGGGUAGUUCGCCACAUCCUUGAGGGAGUCAAUCUUGUUAAUGCUUUGGCAAACAACCACCUGGACUCCCUAAAGGAAAGAAAUAAAUUAGUGAAAGAGAAGGAGGAGCUCAGCAAGCAGAAGGAGGAUGCUAACAAAAAUGUGGAGAGCUUAACCUCGGAGUUGGAUAAGCUCCGAGAUGAAGUGGCCAUGCUGAAGAAGGCUCUGCCAAGCUCGCAGAUCAAAAGAGAAAAGCUUGUGAAGAAAAUCUUUCCAAGAGGGACAGGCAAAUUGCCAAGAUGAGGAAGAAAGUUGAAGAACUGCAACGAGAUGUUGAGUUGCGGAUCCAUAAUUCCAUGGAGAUUCACAUUUCCGAGUUUGUCAAGUCUAGCAUGUUUUCCAAUAUAGUGGACCUCUAUCGCCUUCCUACUAUGGUGUUGGCCUUUAGCAAUUGUAGAAAAAAGGUGAAGGCACAGUAUCCCAAGGUGGAUGUUACCAACAUCACAUUCGGACCUCAGGAGGUGAGGGUGGAGGAAAAUGGCGAGAGCUUGCUUGCUGAUUUCCGGCCUGAGGUGACACUCAAAUGGGAUCGAGAUGAGAAUGGCCGCACCAUUUUCCCACCAAGCUUCGACUGCAAGUUCAUCCCUAUUGACGAGGGUGAAGUUUAGGUUGUUUGGGGUCUCAAAGUGGGAAGCAACGUGCAAAAUAACAAGUGGAUUAACAGCAUCAGCUUAUUGAAUAAGUUCAUCUUAGUUAG